Messenger RNA from Anguilla anguilla (European eel), 2523 nucleotides. It is a transcript of the gene dbn1, whose product is annotated as drebrin 1. The record is from RefSeq and is a predicted model, not a curated record. Gene Ontology annotation, molecular function: actin filament binding. Gene Ontology annotation, cellular component: site of polarized growth; cortical actin cytoskeleton; dendrite. Gene Ontology annotation, biological process: positive regulation of axon extension; regulation of actin filament polymerization; postsynaptic actin cytoskeleton organization. Lineage: Eukaryota; Metazoa; Chordata; Actinopteri; Anguilliformes; Anguillidae.
GGGCUGCGCCGUCUCUUUGUUCCAAUCUCAAUAUCUACCCACCGUCCGCUCUGCCUCCUCGCAGUCUUUCUCGCCUCCCCUGUGUUCCUGUGCAGUUUUUAGACCGGGCUGGAUGAUUGCAAAGAUAGCAAUAUGGCUGUGAACCUCAGCAAAAACAGACUGGACCUCCUUACAGCCUACCAGGAUGUUAUCGACGAAAACUCGUCCACUGACUGGGCCCUGUACUCUUAUGAAGGGGACGGCAAUGACCUGACAUUGGCGUCAUGUGGAGGUGGGGGCCUGCCGGAGAUCACCGGCACCUUUGAUCACACGCGCAUCAUGUACGGAUUCUGCAGCCUGAAGGAGCCCAACUCUGCCCUGCCCCGCUACAUCCUCAUCAACUGGGUUGGUGAGGAUGUGCCCGACGCCAGGAAGUGUGCCUGUGCCAGUCACGUAGCAACCGUCGCCGAGUUCUUCCAGGGAGUGGACAUCAUCAUCAACGCCAGCAGCGUGGAGGACAUCGACCCGUCCGCCAUCGGCCAGCGCCUGACUAACGGCAUGGUUGCCGUGGCGAGCCCCGUCCUCAGCCGGCUGCGCAUGAAGGACGAGGAGCAGGCCGAGAACGUGGGCACCACCUACCAGAAGACGAACGCGGAGAUCGAGAUGAAGAAAAUCAACAGAGAGGAAUUCUGGGAACAGGCCAAGCGUGAGGAGGAGCUGCGGAAGGAGGCGGAGAGGAAGAAGGCCGCGGAGGAGCGGCAGCGUUUCGAGGAGGAGCGCAUGGAGCUGGAGCGCAAGGAGCAGGAGGAGCGGGAGAGGAGGUACCGAGAGAGGGAGCAGCAGAUCGAGGAGCACAGGAAGAAGCUACUGGAGGAAGAGGAGGCUUGGGAGAAGACCAGAAACCAGUCCCUGAUUACAGCGGAGAGCUCUGAAGAAGCUCUGGACAAAAGGGAGUCAGAGGUGGAGGAGGCGGCAGCCAUCAUUGCUCAGAGGACCGAUAACCCCAGGGAGUUCUUCAAGCAGAAGGAGAUGGGUGUGGCCACCAGUGUGGACAGCUCCCCCGUGUCCACCCACAGAACCGGCCGCUUGGACAGCCCCUUCUUCAAGCUGCAGCACAGUCCUCCUGAGCCCAGCCCGCCACACGUCCGGCUGCAGCCAGGUACACCUGAAAAUGAAGGGAGCUCAGUGCACAGCCCGAUGGCUGACACCUCUACACCCAUCCCCAAAAUCCUCACCACCCCCAUUCAGGAGGCGGACGAUAGCAUGAGCGGGAGGGACUCCCCGAGCACUCCCGUACAGGAGACGGCCCAAUCCAAGCCCACCCAGAGCGUGGCCCCCCAGGCCCGAGACCCCAGCCAAACGAAGGAGACGGACAGCCUGGUGGACCUAUGGGAGACGGCUGGCCCGCCCCCUGGCACCGCCCCCUCCCAGGCCGCACAGCUGGUCGAUCUCAUGGGCGACGCCCCGGAGCCCUGUGCCGGGGGCGCGGCCCCCCCCUUCCCCGAGCCCCUCCUCAGCUUUGACGAGAUGCCGGCGCCCCCCGCCUCGGCGGACAUGACCCUGAGCUACCAGCAUGCACUGCAGCACGCGGGCGGCUCCAGCAGCCAGGAGCUGGAGGACAGCCAGCUGCUCAUCACCAACGGGGAGAUGUUCCUGAAGGAGGGGACGCAGGCAAGUGAGGGCUACUUCAGCCAAUCACAGGAGGAGGAGUUCGCCCAAUCAGAAGACUGCUCUGCAAAAGUGAACCCGACACCAGUGUUGUACAACAAGCCACCAGAAAUCGACAUCACGUGCUGGGACACGGACCCCGUGGAGGACGAGGACUGAAGAUUCAGCGGGGGGGAUGAAGGGGGGGUAGAUCCGGCCCCUCCCGGCCCCUCUUCAGCAAACUAAUAACGUCAUAAUAAGUCUCGCAUUUAAAAAAAUAAUAAAAGAGAGGUUAGCCACUGAGAGGAAUGGAGUUAUUGUUAAAGAUGCAGACGGGUGAAAGAGCUCCUGAUGUUUGUUUUUUUUUUUUUGACUAUGCAGAUACAGUUUGAGUCCGAAGCCCUUCAUGGACAAUGUUCAGUUAUAAUGCUUCAUAGAGCAGACAGAAGCUUCCUGUACUGCCCUGCAUAGACAAUGUUCUGUUAUAAUGCUUCAUAGAGCAGACAGAAGCUUUCUGUACCACCCUUCAUAGACAAUGUUCAGUUAUAAUGCUUCAUAGAGCAGACAGAAGCUUCCUGUACUGCCCUGCAUAGACAAUGUUCUGUUAUAAUGCUUCAUAGGGCAGGCAGAAGCCUUCUGUACCACCCUUCAUAGACAAUGUCCUGUUAUAAUGCUUCAUAGAGCUGACAGAAGCUUCCUGUAUUGCCCUUCAUAGACAAUGUUCAGUUAUAAUGCUUCAUAGAGCAGACAGAAGCUUCCUGUACCACCCUUCAUAGACAAUGUUCAGUUAUAAUGCUUCAUAGAGCAGACAGAAGCUUCCUGUACCACCCUUCAUAGACAAUGUUCUGUUAUAAUGCUUCAUAGAGCAGACAGAAGCUUUCUGUACCACCCUUCAUA